AUGCCAAAAUACUAUUGUGACUAUUGCGAUACAUUCUUGACCCAUGACUCUCCGUCUGUACGAAAAACCCACAAUGGUGGAAGAAAACACAAGGAGAAUGUGAGAAUGUAUUAUCAGAAAUGGAUGGAAGAGCAAGCACAGAAAUUAGUAGAUGAAACAGCUAGAGCGUUCGCGCAGAGUGCUGCCAGAGGUCGUCCAGUGAACUCAAUGGUGAUGGGCACUUUAGGAAGACCGAUAAUCCCAGCUGUACAAAGAUCCGGCAUGUCAUUUUCUGCUUUCCCUGGAGCCCCGGUUCCAUUCGGAAUGCCAUCAAUGGGAGUUGGGGCAGCGUCUGCGGCUGCUGCUGUUGCCGGAGCCCCUGGUGCUCCUGUAGCGCCUGGUGCAUUAGGAGUUCGUGCUCCUGCUGUUCCAUUCCGUCAACCUCCAAGAUACUGA
Messenger RNA from Auanema sp. JU1783, 435 nucleotides. The record is from the annotation of a GenBank genome assembly. NCBI's taxonomy places the organism in Eukaryota, Metazoa, Nematoda, Chromadorea, Rhabditida, Rhabditidae.